CGCAAAAUUUUGGCGAAGAGAGGAGGAAGGAAGAAGAAGAAAGGCGAGAAAGACAAAGAAGAACAAAAAGAGAAAACAAUGUUGAGGACUCGAUUGGUGUGGUUCACGGUGGGGUUUUCGCUGUCGGGAGCUGCGAUUGCGCAGUUCAUCGGCAGAGAUCUAUGGGCGGAGCGAGUCGCUCUUUCUUCUCACGUAGUGAAGCAAAAGAUGGAGACUCUUGAAGCUCGAGUGUCCAAUCUCGAGUCGAUCACUCCGCAGAACUCGACUGCUUCUCAGGCUAAGGAGUAGAAUUUACUGCAGAACUCCAAACGGAACUGGUGAUUAAGAGCCGUUGUUGCUUGUUCAAUCGGCCUUGUUCAAGAACUGGAGUAACUAAGUUCUGUUGGGUGAGAUGAGAUCACAUCUUAUUUGAUUCCUAAACUAGUGAAAACAUUAUGUUUGUUAUUAGCAUCUUUCGGGGUUAGCAAUUGUGUUGAAAAGCUACAGAAUUGAUGCAAAUGUACUAGAGUCCCCAUUCUUUUUUAUGUUGAUUACAUAAUCAUGAUCUUCAAUGAGAAUUUGGAUCAUUUUGACACCGGAAGUGACUAGUUUGGUUGAUUACAGAAA
This is a messenger RNA of Linum tenue, 606 nucleotides long. NCBI's taxonomy places the organism in Eukaryota, Viridiplantae, Streptophyta, Magnoliopsida, Malpighiales, Linaceae. The record is from the annotation of a GenBank genome assembly.